Molecule: messenger RNA, 1461 nt
Organism: Vitrella brassicaformis
Lineage: Eukaryota; Vitrellaceae
Source: the annotation of a GenBank genome assembly
CGAGACUGCCGAGAUGAUGUACGCCGGCACGUCCCACAACAGCCAAUACGGGGCGGGUCCGCCACCCGAGAUCCGGUACGAGCCGGAAUUAAUCCCUCACACCCUCUCUGCUCUCUGUCGACCUGUGUUUUGAAUGUGUGUAGCAUGACUGAUUAUUUGGCUGAGGCCAUUGAGUUCGCCAACGACGUGCUGCGCACCGAGAUCACCCUGGCGACCAAGUGGAGGGACGCACGGCCGCUUGCCUGGCUGCUGUCCGCCAUCGAGUUCCAUAUCGACGACGUCCACGAUACCGACCUCGACGGACGCACCGAGGCGUGCCUCCGCGAGCGAGAGAUGAUACAGGACAUUCCACAAGACCAACGAGCUUCGGGAAAUCCUCUCGACCAGUCAAUAGUCCUGUCUUCAUACCCGAUCACAUGUAUGGAAAGAGAUCGAGAACAUGACCAAUGGGCUGGAUGCAAACGUCUGCUGUGCAGGUUUCCAAACGUGUGUGCCUUUGUCGCAUUUUGGGCCGGCAGGGAUCUGGGGUUGAGAGCAAUCGAUCGGUCUUUCUACAAAUACGUGCAGUAUUUCGAGCCGCAGGUGGGAGCGCCGGCGAAUCUGCACCAGGUUGUGUAUACGUUCUGCCGCAGGUGCUCUUAUAACCAUGUGCAAAAGGGGAUGGUCAGUGAUGGAUGUGUGUCUCUGUUCGGUGUGUCCAUUGCAGAUUGGUCUUCCCGGCCGAACCGCAUGCAUUCGGACCCUCCAGAGACCCACCAGCUGUGCAGGAGACCAAGGUACGCUCACUCGUACGUGAGUUCCUGAAUCCCUUCCGAUUCGAUCCCCGCACGUGAGUCGUAAUAUUUUAUCUCGGUCGGCCACAGAUGUGAAUGUCUGUAUGCGUGCAGGGGAGUGUCACAGGUCCAUGUGGGCUACUACCCGAUUGGAUGAGGGUGAGCGGCAGUGCAGUAUCUGAAUCCAACGGUGUAGUUUCUGUAGAGUGUACGUAAUGCUCACAUGCAGUGUCGCUCUUCUUUUGCGACGGGCCGUGUGUGUGAGAAGGUUGUCGCUUGUCAGUAGAAAAACCCAAACAGGCCAACAGUAGAAAAACCGAAACCGAAAACCGAACAGGCUGGCAGAACCGUUUCGGUUCCGUCCCUCUAUUUCGUUAUUUCUUCCGACUAGCCGAGGAGGCGCAACCGGGAGGGCGUGCCGACUCAACACGGAUGGACACUUCCUCCCUCUCACCUCCUCGACUGUUCUGUCGGACCGGGGCCUUUUGAUUCAAGACUUCUGUGGUGUGUCGGCACUGGACUGUCUCGGCUGCAUCUACCUGUCGGCAGCUGAUCUGCCGUCACUGUUCUGUGCGACUGGGCUGUCGCUGAGCUGGGAUAUGGGAGCAGCAGCAAGAUGUAUACCACGCAUUCCAGCCCGUGAGCCACCCAAAGGGAGGCUGUAGCGUAGACAAAAGGACUGCCUAAU